This is a messenger RNA of Tympanuchus pallidicinctus (lesser prairie-chicken), 3247 nucleotides long. Its product is annotated as lysosomal amino acid transporter 1 homolog. NCBI's taxonomy places the organism in Eukaryota, Metazoa, Chordata, Aves, Galliformes, Phasianidae. The transcript has 7 exons. The coding region runs from base 1363 to 2154 and encodes 263 amino acids. The record is from RefSeq and is a predicted model, not a curated record.
GUUUGUUUAUGAGAUUGGGAAUAACUGUGAUCUCAAGCAUCCGUCUGCAUGCAGAGGGUUUUCACAGCAGAUAUUCAGCUUUGUAGAGAAUAGGAGUCUGUGUAUAAAUGGCACACCGUGGAUUUGGCAUCUUCUGGAAGAAUGUGUGGAGAAUGCAUGGGAGUACUGCAGCGUUGUCAUAGGACUGACUUCCAUUGUCUGCUUUCUGUUUGCUGCACUACCGUAAGUUUCAAGUCUUUGGCAGCCCUUAGAUUGAAACAUGAGUAAUCUUGCCUGAAGCCUUUUUCACAAGCUGCCUUUUUUUAAGUUUAUCUUGGAUAUGUUUCUCUGCAUAAUACAGAUAUAUUAUGCCAGAGAAGCAUGUUGUUCAUGUUUAGAACAAUAUUUGGUGGUUGACAAAUGAGCUUGAUGUACUGUUCUGUUGUACUGGCUUGACACUAAUCUCUGCCACUUAGAGAAAAUGAGAAUAAAUCACCUCUUCUCCCUUAUCUUCUCCACCCUGAGAUGUGUGCACACAGCAUGCUUGCUGCAGAGACUGGCUCACUGUGUAUGUAAACCACAUGCCAUGUCACCAGUGCUGUUGAGCUGGGUCCUGCCAGUGAAAUUCAGACUAAGACCAAGUCAGGAACACGAGUUACUGCUUUGGUAGUGCAAAACCAAUUGCUGUUGGGAGAACUGGCACUGGGUUUGGAUUUCCAAUGUGAAGGUAGGAGAUGGCAAAAGGAAAGUAGAAAUGCUGCUUGGAGGUGAAAGUGCCCAAAACAAAAUAGGAUUGUCCUCAUAACAGGAAUAUAGUUUACUGAACUAAUGAAAGGCUGAUGGAAAUCAAAAUCAGAACACGCUCAGUAAGCUGUAGAGCUUUUGAAAUAUGAGUUGAAAGGAGGCUUUACAUUCAGAGUGUCACGUUAGCCACUAUGUGAUUCAUCAAGACGUGUCUGAUGGACUGAAAUUUGGGAUUGCUUCAUAGUUCCCAUUGUGAAUUUGAAGAACAGUUCUUCAAUUUCGAGGCUUAAGUGUUGUUGUCAGCUCUCACAGAAGCUUUGUUCGUUCUUAGCCCUUCUGUUAAAAGCAUUUCCUGUUUCAGGAUUUCAAAGGCUGGUAUUUCCAGCUGAUGAGUGCGAAGCGAUGAAGGCAUAGUUUUGGUGUCCAGACUGAUAUUUCACUGCAGAAGACACACACAUAGCACACACAGAAGUUCACACAAGCAGUAAUGAAGUUGUGAUCUCAGCCUCUAGCAUUGGAGUAAGACACGGUCAGCACUGGUGACACUGAGUUCUCCUUCUGAGUGUCAGUGGAUGUUGCUCUGAUGGGUCUCUUGGAGUUCUGUUGUUAUUCUUUCCUUACUCAGACUUUGAAAAUUGUAUGUUACAACUUGUCAGGCAUUUUUGGCUAACAGUGUGUCCCAAUUCUGGAAUUUGUGCCAGUCAAAUUCACGUUGCCUGUCGGGAUGGAAAGGUGGACCAAGCGCUGUCUUUGGGCUUUCUGCUGUGUUGGAUGGCUGGAGAUGUCACAAAUCUGAUAGGCUGCUAUUUAACAAAUCAACUGCCAAUUCAGACUAUCACUGCCAUCUCCUAUGUUAACAUGGAUAUCAUUUUGAUUUCACAAUUUGCCUAUUGCAAGCUCAAGAAUUGGAAGACGAUGAAAGGCAGCAGAAGGCUGAAGAAUUUCUGUAUAACCUGGAUCUUGAUGUGCAUAACCCUGUGUGUUGUUUUACCCUGCCAGCUGUUUAUCAGAAAGCAAGACCAGAGUUCAGCGAUGGAAAGAAGUAUUAACUCUCUCGAUAUGAUUGAAAUGUCAGGCUUCGUUUGUGGCUAUAUAUCCUGUGUGUUUUACUUGGGAAGUAGAUUUCCUCAGCUGUAUAAAAACUUUCAGAGAAAGUCAACAGAAGGCACCUCUUACCUGCUGUUUGCAUUGGCCAUGCUGGGAAACUGCACGUAUGGCCUCAGCCUUGUCCUAAAGAUGCCUGCUGCUGGAUCUGUCCGGGCCCUCUACUUUUUACACCAUCUUCCAUGGCUCCUCGGGAGCUUUGGAGUUUUGUUCCUGGAUGUUUUUGUGACUGUGCAGUUCCUUCUGUAUGGUCAGCACAAGGAGAGAUCACAUGCCUUGGUGGCACUGGAAGUGGAGCCACUGCUUGUGGGUGAGGAGGAUGCAUAGUGCUGUGCUCAGCCCUGCUCACGCCUGGGGACUUGGAUGGGUCAGACUGCAGGAGCUUUGCAACCACACUUAUUUUUGGUAUUCAUUUGUUUGUCAUUAAUUUGUCACUGCUUGUUUAACGUUUUCAUCUUCACAUCAUUUGCAAAUAUUUAUUCUGUUGCUUCAGAACUGUAUUAAGUCUUUGUUUUCCUGAAUGCUUGCCUUUCUCACUGUGAUGGGAAUCACAGCAGUGGGUGCUUUGGGAGUAUUUAUUUGACACGAUGAUGCCAUGCAUAUGACAAGGUGACAAUUUUUAGAUGAAAACCUACAUCUUGAUAGCAGUAAUACGGCUGUUUUAAAACUAGCCCCGAGCCUUGAACUCAGCGUGGAGUUCUGUACUGCUCAGUCUGGCCAUGUUGCAUGGAAGAAAAUUGCCCUUUAAUUAAGAACCAUCAGUGCAGAGGAUCCAUUGCUGAUGUAAAAGCAGAAUUGUGGUGUGAGUUCUUGAGAUCAUAGAAUCAUAGCAUGGCCUGGGUUGCAAAGGAGCACAGUGCUCAUCCAGUUCCAACCCCCUGCUGUGUGCAGGUCACCAACCAGCAGCCCAGGCUGCCAGAGCCACAUCCAGCCUGGCCUUGAAUGCCUGCAGGGAUGGGGCAUCCACAGUCUCCUUGGGCAACCUGUGCCAGUGCCUCACCACCCUCUGCAUGAAAAACUUCUUCCUAAUAUCCAACCUAAACUUCCCCUGUUUCUGUUUAAAGCCAUUCCCCCUUGUUUUAUCACUGUCCAACUGAUAGUAGGGUCCCCAUGUACACUGCAGAGCAUCACUAUGCAUUUUGUUGUUUUAAUUAAAACUUUAUAUACCAAUGCCUUUGCCUUCUGUGGAACAUAAUUACUGCUUGUUGUCAUACGCUGCAGAUAAUGGUUUUCUAGGACUUGCAUUUCAUUGCAAGCUGCUGGGUAGGGUAAGUACUACACAGGGAAAAAACAAUACCACAACAUAAGGAGACUGUACCUUGUCAUUGCUUAUUGAGCACGAGGGAUUUUGUCAGUGCUCUGUUGUGUUUAAUGAAAUUCUUAAUAAGAUCCAAGAGAAUAAAUUCAAGUUAAUAUUUCA